Pocillopora damicornis (cauliflower coral) is the source of this 2166-nucleotide messenger RNA. Its product is annotated as ADP-ribosylation factor 6. Lineage: Eukaryota; Metazoa; Cnidaria; Anthozoa; Scleractinia; Pocilloporidae. Gene Ontology annotation, molecular function: GTPase activity; GTP binding. The record is from RefSeq and is a predicted model, not a curated record.
UACGCCGCAAAUCGUAAAUUCAUCUUCAUUUAUUAUAACAGGUUAAUCGGAUGGGAAUUUUUCAAGACAUUUAAAGUCUGUGUCGUGGGAGAAAACUGAAGAUAUUUAAGGUGUGGGGCUACCAAGUGCCCGCUACCUAAUCGGCUUUGCCGAAGUGUCAAUAUGGGGAAAUUAUUAUCAAAAAUAUUUGGUAACAGGGAAAUGAGAAUUUUAAUGCUCGGUCUUGAUGCUGCCGGGAAAACAACUGUAUUAUACAAACUUAAACUUGGACAAUCUGUGACAACAAUACCAACAGUUGGGUUCAAUGUAGAGACAGUAUCCUACAAGAAUGUAAAGUUCAAUGUUUGGGAUGUUGGUGGACAAGACAAAAUCCGUCCUUUGUGGCGGCACUACUAUGCUGGUACACAGGGCUUAAUAUUUGUAGUUGACUGUGCUGACCGUGAGAGAAUUGAUGAGGCCAGGCAAGAACUCCACAGAAUCAUAAAUGACAGACUCAUGAAGGAGGCUAUUAUUUUAAUAUUUGCUAACAAACAAGAUCUACCAGAUGCAAUGAAACCUCAUGAAGUACAAGAAAAACUGGGUCUGACAAGAAUCCGAGAUAGGAACUGGCAUGUGCAGCCAUCAUGCGCAACAACUGGCGAUGGUCUCUAUCAAGGAUUACAAUGGCUAAGUUCUAACCACCGAACAUGAUGCAUACCCAAUAUGAUGGUCAAUAUUUUCACAAUAAUUAAAAAUUAAUUCUUGAGUUCUUUUAAAACUGUUCCAUAUCUGAAACACUACACAAAGUGAAUUCAGGGAGGCAGAACCAGUUAGAAUUGAAAACUUUAAAUGAAGCUUGACAUUUGACUGACAUACUGCUGUGUAUAUUACACAGUGUACUACAGUAAUGUAGCAAGAAAUGGUUUGCUAUUCUCUUCUGUAUUGGGACCAGUUUGAGGCAUAUGAUAAUUAACUGAGGAGUAAGAGAGUCAGUAAACAGCUAUUUGUUAUUCUUUUUGUCAUUAUUAUUAUUGUAGUGCAGCUUAAGUAUUUGGUGAACAGAAGGUGGCCUCAGAAUACUGUCCAAGUAUAUUAUUUAUUGUUUCUGAUAUCACUGAAUUUGCUUUUGGAAUCAAAGGGUGAAGCAAGCUUUGCUUUCUAGAACAACAUUUGAAUACUAAUGAAGGCAUCAAGCUGUAACCACCCUCAGCCUUUGCUGAUUCUUUUAAAGUAUUUUCCCUUUAAACACUUUAAUGUUAUAGUUAAAUAGGAAAGCUCUUUGUUAAGAAAAUGAAAUUCAAGAAGAACCCAAACUGGAUUCUGGAAUAAUUUUAAGAAACAAUGUGGUCACAUUGUAAAAUCUUAAGGAAAAUAAUGAUUUUCAGAAGUAAAUGUUGUUAAGUUACUGUAUUGUCUAAUUAUGUUAUUCACAUGAUGUUAAUAUUCAUUAUUAAUCAUUCUUGACAUCCUGAACUUUAGUGAGGACUAAUUUGAGGACUCACCAGUACUACUUUUUCUUUUGGUAGCCUGUUCCUGGCAUUCAGUCAGUAAAUGACACUUGAUGGUAAAGAGCACAAAAGUAGUGGAGGAGUGGAAUAACGAGAGAAGUUUGGGUCAGCCCAAAAACUUUAAGCCUGACCCAAACCUCGCUAAUUUUCCUCUUAUCUGCUACUAUGGCCUUGUUUGCUUUUUCACUUCAUAUUAUUAAUUGAAUGCUGGGAAAAGAAUAUUUUGGGUAGUUCUUUUGUUACAACACUAGCAGAAGAUAGCUGUGGAAGGUCCAAUAUUUUCAUCAUUUGUCUUUUGUUUUUCUUUGUUUUUGCACCAUAAUGGAUUUGAUCUGCUUAAUGAGGGAGACAAAUUAGGCACCUUAGUUCAGUGAUUUUACAUUCCUUUGAGCAGCAAAUAAUUGUCUUUGUAUAGGCAGAGUUUCUGUUAUGAUGCAGUUGUUAAUGUCAUAAUGAAUUUUUUCUUCUGCAUGAUAGUAAGUAAACAUUGACAGUUACAUUGGAUUUUCUGAUUUUUAAUCACACAGUAAUUGAUACAAAAUAAAAUAAGUAUUUGAAUUUAGGAAGUUACCUUUGUUCAAUGGUCACUAGGAUGUCCUGGUGUGUUUACAGCAACUCCCAGUUGAGAAAGAAGACCCUUGUUUAGGGUUGGUGUUUGUAAUUAAAAGAGAUUUUUUAC